AUGCAAUACAAGAACAUUCUCGCUGGCGCAGCCGUGCUGCUUGCCUCUGCUCCCGCUACUCUGGCUUUAGGAUCCGCUACCGUCGUCAAUAACUGCGGCUAUCCCAUCUACUAUGCGUCUGUCGGCCAGUCCUACACUGCUAGCAUGCAACAACUUCAAGGCAGCUACACCGAGUCAUUCAGCCAAGAGGGUGUUGGCAUCUCUAUCAAGCUUUCUCCCAAUGCCACUACCUCUGGACCAAUCUCCCAAUUUGAAUUCACCUGGGCAAACGGCAAGGUCUCUUAUGAUCUCUCCAACAUUGACGGCUAUCCUUUCUCUGCUGGUGGUAUGGAAAUAGUUCCUUCCAUGCAAAACGAUCCCAGCAACCCCACCUGUGUCGUCAUCGACUGCCCUGCCGGCGAAUCCGUUUGCAGUGCCGCCUAUAAUGCUCCAGAUGACGUCCGAACCAUGGUUUGCGAUGAGGACUCUAAUCUCGUCUUGACCGUAUGUCCAGGUGGUGCUGCCAAGCGAAGCGUCCAGUAUAGAGAUGGUCACAUCCACUACCGUGUCCACGCUCGCCACAUGCCUAAGCGUGCAUAG
Molecule: messenger RNA, 579 nt
Organism: Rhinocladiella mackenziei CBS 650.93
Lineage: Eukaryota; Fungi; Ascomycota; Eurotiomycetes; Chaetothyriales; Herpotrichiellaceae
Exons: 1
Coding region: 1-579 (192 amino acids)
Source: RefSeq, a predicted model, not a curated record